Pneumocystis jirovecii RU7 is the source of this 435-nucleotide messenger RNA. RefSeq names its product mediator complex subunit NUT2. The record is from RefSeq and is a predicted model, not a curated record. The transcript has 4 exons. Lineage: Eukaryota; Fungi; Ascomycota; Pneumocystomycetes; Pneumocystales; Pneumocystaceae. Gene Ontology annotation, biological process: regulation of transcription by RNA polymerase II. Gene Ontology annotation, cellular component: mediator complex. The coding region runs from base 1 to 435 and encodes 144 amino acids. Gene Ontology annotation, molecular function: transcription coregulator activity.
AUGGAUAAAUCUUCGCUUAACAAUAAUUUUACUUUUAAUAACCUUGUGAAUUUAGAGAAACAUUUAGAAUCCCUUAUUCAUAAUCUUCAUGAUCUCAGCAUAAUUAUUAAUAACUUCGAAGAUCCAAAAACAAAUCAAACAGUUUUCAACAAAAUAAAAGAUAUAAUAAACAAUUAUAAAUUUCUAUAUACAAAUAAAGUUUUUACGUCAGAAACAAUACCUCAAGAUAUCAUCGAUUAUAUAGAAGAUGGUCGGAAUCCAGACGUUUACACUAGACAAUUCAGUGAAUUAGUUCAGAAAGACAAUCAAUAUGUUAAUGGAAAAUCUAUUGCAGUAACAAAUUUCCGCAAUAUUCUAGCUCAAGAUAUCAAAAACAAUUUUCCAAACAUGAUAAAUGAAGUUGAAAAAAUACUAAAAAAUACCAAUAAAAAUUAA